AUGGCUCUUAAAAGAGAGAAAAAGCGCCGGAUUAGGAAAAAGCCAUUAUCAUUGGAUUUACCUAAUGAAAAGGAAGCAAGCCCGCGAACUAUAGCAACAAAAGAGGAUCAAGCCGCGCAGGAAAACGCUAGAAAAGAUGAUAAAAGACUUCAAAAACAGCUUCUAAAGGAAGGUAGAGAGCAAGAAAAGCAAAAAAGAGAUCAAAUCCGUCAACAAAUACGAGAAGAACGCGCGCAACAGGCUGCUGAAAAACAACGCCAAAAGCUUGAGCAAAAAGCAGUCAAGGAAGCAGAUUUACAGCUUAAAAAAUGCCCUGACUACAGCGAAGCUCCGUACGAACCGAACGAACCCAAAUUCAAAGAAAUUGAAUCCCAAACAGAGUAG
Molecule: messenger RNA, 384 nt
Organism: Talaromyces stipitatus ATCC 10500
Lineage: Eukaryota; Fungi; Ascomycota; Eurotiomycetes; Eurotiales; Trichocomaceae
Exons: 2
Coding region: 1-384 (127 amino acids)
Source: RefSeq, a predicted model, not a curated record